CCCACUCUGAGGCCGGUUGUACCGCACGCGCGCCGGCUCCGCAUUCGCGUAAACAUUUACGAACAUAACAAUAACUUUUAGGGAAACAUUUCAACAAUAUUUCAGUUAGACUACACACGUUUUUCAUCGCGCGUUAUCGCGAGUUAACCGCAAAAAGAAGUUUGAUUAAUAAUUGAAAAAUUGGACAUUACAGUUCGCGCCGUCAUUUGUUUUGAUUAGGAAACAUCGCGUUUCGCCGGUCAUCUAUCACAGAAAUCUGGAAGCUGUAUUCUACUUUCUCUCUGGUGUAACCUGGUGGGCGCGCGGCCGCUGGCGGCGUCGCGUCGGCGCGCGCGACUGCAAGCGGUCGCCUCCGCCCGACCAUGCGCGAGCGCGCCGUGUGCGCAGUCCGACCCCGCCGCGCCGGCCGACCGCGCGCAUCAUGCUCAACAUGAAGCUCAAGGAGCGCCUCGCGCUCGCCAUCAGCGCCUUCCUCGUCCUCUUCACCCUCAUGCUGAUCGUCGACAUUCAGAUGGACUAUGGCAUCUCCGGGCAGAGGGUACCGCUGCAUGGCCGCGUCAAGAUCGGCGAUGACACCGACAAGGGGAAGUCGGCCUAUAUUGAAUUUCGGAAACGGUUUUUGCAAAAAAGUAAUGGCAGCAAUAGUUCCCGAGAGUACGAGCCGAGCGAGACGAGCGGCAGCGGCGCCGACGCCGAGCCGCGGACGCCGGUGCCGCCCGCCGACAAAUACGAGGAUCUCCAGCGCAUCGUCGACUCGCAGCGCCUAGGAGCCCACAACCAUGCGGUCGUCAUACCGCCGCAGAAGGACCUCAAUGUGCUGCGGCCCGAGAACCCGACCAUAGGGGAGAUGGAAGACUUGGAACCUAGCGUGAACGCGUCCAACUUGGAAAAAUUCCAGCUGCGGAUAGCGCAGCACGAGCUCUACGAAGAAGGCGAGCCGCUCGUCGAUGCCGUUGUUAAGGAUAUGGUCACGCUGCCUGUGCUACAUGCCGAGCAAAAAGAAGGAGGGACCCAGUUGAAGCUCAUUAUUGACUAUCCCUACGGUAUUCAAGCGCUCUUCAAACCAAUGAGAUUCGCGAGAGAUGUGCAGACGUUGCCCAAUCAUUUUUAUUUUUCCGACUACGAAAGACACAACGCUGAAAUCGCCGCAUUCCAUCUAGACCGGAUACUGGGAUUUCGACGUGCGAUGCCAGUAGUCGGGCGCGUCCUAAACAUGACUACAGAGAUCUACGAUGUCACCGAGGGUGACAUUUUGAAGACAUUCUUCGUCUCGCCGGCGAACAACUUCUGUUUCCACGGAAAGUGCUCGUACUAUUGCGACACUGGGCACGCCAUUUGUGGGAAUCCCGACAUGUUGGAGGGAAGCUUCGCUGCGUUCCUUCCCUCAUCCGACUUAGCUGAACGAAAGGUGUGGCGGCAUCCUUGGAGACGUUCGUAUCACAAAAGAAGAAAAGCCCAGUGGGAGUUGCAGUCAGACUACUGUGAAACGGUAAAAACUACGGCGCCAUACGACUCGGGGCGGCGGAUGCUGGACUUGAUGGACAUGGCAAUUUUCGACUUCCUCACCGGCAACAUGGAUCGACAUCACUAUGAAACUUUCAAAAUGUUCGGGAAUGAAACGUUCCCGCUGCACUUGGACCAAGGCCGCGCUUUCGGCAAGGCGUUUCACGACGAACUGAGCAUCCUGGCGCCGCUGCUGCAGUGCUGCCUAGUGCGUCAGACCACGCUCGCCACGCUACUCAAGUUCCACAACGGCAAACCACUUUCAGCGUCCCUUCGCGACGCCAUGAAGGUGGACCCCGUCACGCCCGUCCUCUGGGAGCCCCACCUGGCGGCCCUGGACCGGCGGACCGCCAUCAUCCUCGACGCCAUCCGCAAGUGCGUCCAAAAAGCAGAGGCCCCCGUCGACAACAACGAUGUCAACGACUUCGUAUGACCGCUAAAAACACCUGUGAUGGAACUAAAAGUGUGAUAAAGCUAUGGUCUAAGAAUGGUAAACAGUCUACCCCGGACUUAGACUUAAGAUUUUAGUGCCAAAGAGUAUCCAAAUGACAUUGGGUGAACGUUUGAAGUCAUUCCACUGACUCUGUAAGAAGCCAUUGUACAAGCCAAAAAUGCCGAUUUUUACGCAAUGACCAAUAGGUUUUACAAUUGGAAUCAGUAUUGAUUUGUAGGAAGUUAAUAUCCUGUGUAUAUUUUAAUGGAACUAAAUUAUUGUUAAUGUGUGGAACUAUGGAACUUGCUAACUAUGUAAAAAAAAGUCACUAGUAAAUUCAUGAUUCAGAGACAAUUUCAAUAUGGCGGUUUGUUUACAUAAUUAGCAAGUUCCAUAGAAUGACACUUUAGGUUGAUUGCUGAUGGCUUGAUUGUGUUAGUUCAGGGGUCCCAGAAAUGUAAAGAUGGAAAUGAUUGACCCUUGAGUGCCACAAUUUUAUGGAUGUGAUAGUAGGUAGGUCAUGGCUCGCUAUUGAUAAAGAUUCUCAGGUAAAAUUCUAUGGAGAUUCUUGGGCCACACUAAUUUAAUGGGGUGAUUAUGUUAAUAUAAUGCGCUGUACAUAUUAAUAGUGAAAUGCAAUAGUAGUAGUAGUAGUUUAAGUUUAGUUUUCGUUAUAGGUGUUUUGCUAUAUUUAGCUGUCGUUAUCUUUUAAAGCUAUAAGCUCAAGAAGACAGACAUAUCAUGGUGGCGGAGUUAGCUUCGUUUGAUAACGUUGAGGGUUUUGUUGAAACGUUUUGAUAAGAUUGACUUUAGUGUUUAGGAGGCUAAAUGCUAAUUUGAAAAAUGUUUCCUAUUUAUCGAUUUAUUUUUUAUUAUUUCUACGCAUUUUAUGAUUUGUUCCUUUUUGUUAUUUAGUUCUGCUUCUUUAUUAAUUUAUUAAUUAAGUAUCUACUUUAAUCGAAAUCAUGCAAUUAGAAAAGCUGAAAUAAUAUUCAGUUGGGUAGAUCUCGAAGCGGCAUAGAGGAGCAUUCCAUUUAUUUCAAUAACAAUGACCUACUGAUAAUGAUUAUUUAAGGCAACUAAAAUAGGUAACGAUACCAACCUUUGUACAGAGCUAUUGCCUAUUUAAGAACACCAUUGAACCGUAAGCCCAGUUUUGUCUGAUAACUGCUACACUUGUAUAUUAUGUUUUACGAAACGACAAAAAAUAAUAAAUUUGGCUCCUGUUCGCCGCAUUGUACAGUCACGGACUUUAAUUGUUGAGCCAUUUAGGGAUUACUUUACAUUGGACAUUUCAUACCGUUAGUGUGGACAACCAAAUUAGCUUGACCCCUAAAUGGCUCAACAAUCAAAAUCCGUGACUGUACCUACUAAUGUGUAAGUGUAAGUAUAGUUUAGAGUCAACCAAUGCAAAGUGUUGUUCUGUAUUCUAUGUUCGUUGUGAUUUUAAGAACGGCAGCUUUUAUUUUAAGAACUUCAGAUACCAUUCCUAGAGAUUUAAGGACAUUAAAAGACAAAACAAUGACUUCAUUUAAUGUGCAAAACGUAAUUUGAAGAGUUGUAUCCAUGAAUUUUGACAAGAUGUUUCCGUCUCGGAAAUUUGGUAACACGACAUACUACCUUUACAGUCGCCUGCAAUAAUAUGUUAGUGUCGAAGGCCGAAAAAAUAUGAUACACGCUGUUAUGACUCUACAAAUAAGAUCGUGUCAGAUAUUUUUGCGGCCUUCGUUGUGUAACAUAUUAUUUCAGGUGACUGUACCUAUACCCCAUUUUUUUUUCAGAUUAGAAAUUAUAACCUCAAAGUAGUGGUAAUUUUUUUCUUCCAAAUUUAAAUCUGAGUAACUACGGACUGAUUAUAGUGUCGUUUACAUAUUAUUGUACCUACCGCAAUAUAAGAUAUCAUAGGAACCGUAGCAUUACGGAAGAAAAACUUAAUUACCACUACUUUUUGAGGUUAGAAAAAUUAUAAUUACUUAUAAAAAACGGGGUAUACAUAUACAUAAGUAUUUCACUUGUUGUUUCGGUUUCGUUUUGGAUUAAAGAUUUGAUUGACAAAAAGGAAGAAAAGUCUUAAUAAAAUAUAUUUAAUAUGAUUAAUUAAAUCGUGGUAUCGUAAUGCUAGCUUAUUUCGUAAAUGUGAAAAGCGAGCAGUCGUUAAAGAUGUAUUUGUAUUUAUUAAAUUAAUACGUGCUGCUGUGUUAGUAUAAGUGCUACGUAUUGUUGUAAAGAGAUGUAUGUCAUAUAUAAGAGAAGUCGACUUGCCAAAGAUGUACCUACAAUGUUUUAAGAUGUAAAAUGUAAGUAGGUAUGGAAACAUGAAUACUGUUUUCGAAGCGUGUUUCUGUUGAUCGUUUAUAAAUUAAAAAUGAAAUGAUUCGACAA
Cydia splendana is the source of this 4318-nucleotide messenger RNA. RefSeq names its product extracellular serine/threonine protein CG31145. Gene Ontology annotation, molecular function: protein serine/threonine kinase activity. Lineage: Eukaryota; Metazoa; Arthropoda; Insecta; Lepidoptera; Tortricidae. Gene Ontology annotation, cellular component: Golgi apparatus. The record is from RefSeq and is a predicted model, not a curated record. The transcript has 12 exons. The coding region runs from base 422 to 1936 and encodes 504 amino acids. Gene Ontology annotation, biological process: protein phosphorylation.